Messenger RNA from Tachyglossus aculeatus (Australian echidna), 1178 nucleotides. RefSeq names its product ubiquitin domain containing 2 (gene UBTD2). Gene Ontology annotation, molecular function: protein binding. The record is from RefSeq and is a predicted model, not a curated record. Lineage: Eukaryota; Metazoa; Chordata; Mammalia; Monotremata; Tachyglossidae. The coding region runs from base 36 to 740 and encodes 234 amino acids. The transcript has 3 exons.
GGAGGCCGUCGUGGUCGCCGUCGCCGCGGGCCCCCAUGGGCGGGUGUGUGGGCGCCCAGCACGACUCCUCGGGAAGCCUCAGCGAGCCGCCGGACGGAGGCGGAGUUGCUUUAGGUCGCAAUCAGCCUCUGAAGAAAGAGAAGCCAAAAUGGAAAAGUGAUUAUCCCAUGACCGACGGGCAGCUGCGCAGCAAGAGGGACGAGUUUUGGGACACGGCACCAGCUUUUGAAGGCCGCAAGGAGAUUUGGGAUGCCCUCAAGGCCGCAGCACACGCAUUUGAGAGCAAUGAUCACGAGCUGGCACAAGCAAUCAUUGACGGUGCAAACAUAACAUUACCACAUGGCGCCCUGACAGAAUGCUACGAUGAACUGGGCAACAGAUACCAGCUUCCAGUCUAUUGUUUAGUGCCCCCGGUCAACAUGAUAGAGGAGAAGAGCGACACAGAGACUCUGGAUUUUCCCGAGCCCCCGCCCAACUCGGGCUACGAAUGUCAGCUGCGGUUACGCCUCUCCACGGGCAAGGACCUGAGACUCUUAGUCCGCAGCACGGACACGGUGUACCACAUGAAGAGGAGGCUGCACGUGGUGGAAGGAGUUGACCCGCUCAAUCAGCGCUGGUUCUUUUCGGGCCGACCGCUCACCGACAAGAUGAAACUGGAGGAGCUGAAGAUAGCAAAGGACUACGUGGUUCAGGUCAUCGUGAGCCAGCCCUUACUCAAUCCGACGCCCGUGGAGAACUGAUGGGGUCCCGCCGGCUGGUUCCCCCCUCUUUCUCGUCUUUCUUCCUCCGCUCUGGGAUUUAUUUUCCACUGCUCUUCUCUUCCCAUAUGUGAAUUCAGUUCUGAGGAGUGACCAGCAGAGAAUUCCAUCUGUGAUGGAGCCGUACACACAGUAAAGUGAAAUCAAUCGCAAAUAACCGACCCUCGAAACGCACGCGGUCACUGUUCCCGGUGCAAGAGGCGGUGUGGCAAGUAGCUGAGCAUUUGAAAAGCAACAAGCAGCUGGCCUAAAGUUCUUUGGACCGAAAACUCUUCAAGGACAGCACCUUUUUGAACACAGAAUAGUUUUCUAAAAAUGUUUACAAAACCAAAUUGUACUAUUUCCAGAAUCAGCACUACGUAUAUAGUUCAUCCAAAAGUGUAGCUUCUCGGACGGAAAGAGUCUGCUUUAGUAUUUAUA